Arvicola amphibius (Eurasian water vole) is the source of this 11974-nucleotide messenger RNA. It is a transcript of the gene Bsn, whose product is annotated as bassoon presynaptic cytomatrix protein. NCBI's taxonomy places the organism in Eukaryota, Metazoa, Chordata, Mammalia, Rodentia, Cricetidae. Gene Ontology annotation, biological process: presynaptic active zone assembly; protein localization to synapse. The record is from RefSeq and is a predicted model, not a curated record. The transcript has 11 exons. Gene Ontology annotation, cellular component: GABA-ergic synapse; cytoskeleton of presynaptic active zone; axon. Gene Ontology annotation, molecular function: structural constituent of presynaptic active zone; metal ion binding. Bases 1 to 11823 code for a protein of 3940 amino acids.
AUGGGCAAUGAGGCCAGCCUGGAGGGCGGCGCGGGUGAAGGGCCGCUGCCGCCCGGAGGCUCUGGUCCGGGUCCGGGCCCCGGAGCAGGGCAGCCGCCUUCAGCACUAGCAGGCGGCGGACAGCUCCCCGCAGCUGGAGCUGCGCGAGCGUCGGGACCCCUGGCCCCUGGUCUCGGUCCGGUCCCCGGCCCCGGCCCCGGCCCCGGCCCUGGCCCGGGCAGUGUUUCACGGAGACUGGACCCCAAGGAGCCCCUGGGUAGCCAGAGAGCAACUUCUCCAACCCCAAAGCAAGCUUCUGCUACUGCUCCAGGCCGAGAAAGUCCCCGAGAGACGAGGGCUCAAGGCCCAUCAGGCCAGGAAGCUGAUGGUCCCCGCAGGACACUACAGGUAGACGGCAGGACACAGAGAUCAGGACGGUCCCCCUCAGUGUCACCAGACAGAGGCAGCACUCCCACGUCCCCCUACUCUGUCCCCCAGAUUGCUCCCCUCCCCAGCAGCACCCUGUGUCCUAUAUGCAAGACCUCGGACCUCACGUCGACCUCCAGCCAGCCAAACUUCAACACCUGCACCCAGUGUCACAACAAGGUCUGCAACCAAUGUGGGUUCAACCCCAACCCUCAUCUUACCCAGGUGAAGGAGUGGCUCUGUUUGAACUGUCAGAUGCAGAGGGCUCUGGGAAUGGACAUGACCACUGCGCCUCGAUCCAAGAGCCAGCAGCAGCUACACUCCCCGGCCCUGUCCCCUGCCCACUCCCCAGCCAAACAGCCUCUGGGGAAGCCAGAGCAAGAGAGAUCCCGGGGCCCAGGGGCCACACAGUCUGGUCCCCGCCAGGCUGAAACAGCCAGGGCCACCUCAGUCCCUGGGCCUACCCAGGCAACUGCCCCUCCAGAGGUGGGGAGGGUGUCUCCUCAGCCCCCCCUCUCUACCAAGCCUUCUACAGCUGAGCCCAGGCCACCUGUAGGAGAGGCCCAGGGCAAAAGUGCCACCACAGUGCCCUCUGGGCUUGGUGCUGGUGAACAGCCCCAGGAGGGCCUCACUGGGAAACUCUUCGGCCUUGGAGCAUCACUACUGACCCAGGCGAGCACCCUUAUGUCUGUGCAGCCAGAGGCUGACUCCCAGGGCCAGCCUUCCCCCAGCAAGGGGCCUCCCAAGAUCGUCUUCAGUGAUGCCAGCAAGGAGGCUGGCCCAAGACCUCCAGGCUCAGGGCCUGGGCCUGGGCCAACACCUGGAGCCAAAACUGAGCCUGGGGCAAGAACAGGUCCUGGAUCAGGGCCUGGGGCCCUGGCAAAAACUGGAGGAACAGCCAGCCCAAAGCAUGGCAGAGCAGAACAUCAGGCAGCAUCCAAGGCUGCUGCCAAGCCAAAGACCACGCCGAAGGAAAGGGCCACAUGCCCACUGUGCCAAGCUGAGCUCAAUGUGGGUAGCAAGGGUCCAGCCAACUACAACACCUGCACUACCUGCAAGCUCCAGGUGUGCAACCUGUGUGGCUUUAACCCCACGCCCCACCUGGUGGAGAAAACAGAGUGGCUCUGUCUGAACUGCCAAACCAAGCGGCUGUUGGAGGGCAGCCUGGGAGAGCCAGCCCCCAUGCCUCUGCCCACCUCACAGCAGCCCCCUGCAGGAGUCCCUCACCGUGCAGCUGGAGCAGCCCCUCCGAAGCAGAAAGGACCACAGGGGCUGGGCCAGCCAUCAGGCUCCUCCCCUGCCAAGGCCAGCCCUCAGGCCGCCAAGGCCAGCCCUCAGGCCGCCAAGGCCAGCCCUCCAGCCGCCAAGGCCAGCCCUCAGGCCAAGCCCCUCAGGGCUUCUGAACCUAGCAAGACCUCUAGCAGUGCCCAGGAAAAGAAGACAGGGAUCCCAGUUAAAGCUGAACCUGUGCCGAAGCCACCUCCAGAGACCACUGUGCCUCCUGGGACUCCUAAAGCAAAAAGUGGGGUGAAAAGGACUGAACCUGCCACCCCAGUCAUCAAGCCUGUUCCAGAAGCUCCCAAGGGUGGGGAGGCUGAGGAACCCGUCAGCAAGCCUUACUCUCAGGACCUGUCUCGAAGCCCCCAGAGCCUCAGCGACACAGGCUAUUCUUCCGAUGGUGUAUCCAGCUCCCAGAGUGAGAUCACAGGGGUCGUACAGCAAGACGUGGAGCAGCUGGACAGUGCAGGGGUGACGGGACCACGUCCACCCAGCCCCUCAGAGCUCCACAAAGUGGGAAGUAGCAUGCGCCCUUCACUAGAGGCCCAGGCGGUGGCUCCUAGUGGUGAGUGGAGCAAGCUACCCCGCAGCAGCGCUGCUGAGGACCAGAAACGGCGUCCGCACUCCCUGUCCAUCACGCCUGAGGCCUUUGACUCCGAUGAAGAGCUGGGGGAUAUCCUAGAGGAGGAAGAGGACUCUCUGGCAUGGGGGCACCAGAGGGAACAGCAAGACACAGCCGAGUCUUCCGAUGACUUUGGCAGCCAGCUGAGGCAUGACUACGUGGAAGAUAGCAGCGAGGGAGGCUUGUCUCCUCUUCCACCCCAGCCCCCGGCCCGGACAGAAAUGACCGAAGAGGAGUUCAUGCGGCGGCAGAUCCUGGAAAUGAGUGCUGAGGAAGACAACUUGGAGGAAGAUGACGCUGCUGUCUCUGGGCGAGGCCUGGCCAAGCACAGCACCCAGAAGGGAAGUGCCAGAGCCAGGCCUGAAUCUAGCCAAGAAUCGGUAGCAGUGUCCAAGAGGCGCCUACCCCAUAAUGCCACCACCGGCUAUGAGGAACUACUUUCUGAGGGAGGCCCAGCAGAGCCCACUGAUGGCAGUGGAGCCCUUCAGGGAGGUCUUCGCCGCUUUAAAACCAUUGAGCUCAAUAGCACAGGUAGUUAUGGUCAUGAGCUGGACCUGGGUCAAGGUCCUGAUCCCAGCCUGGACCGGGAACCUGAGCUGGAAAUGGAGAGCCUGACAGGCUCCCCUGAAGACCGCUCUCGCGGGGAGCACUCCUCUACCCUGCCUGCUUCCACACCUAGCUAUACAUCUGGCACCUCACCCACCUCCCUGUCUUCACUCGAGGAGGACAGUGACAGUAGCCCCAGCCGCCGGCAGAGGUUGGAAGAAGCGAAGCAGCAGCGCAAGGCCCGGCACCGCUCCCACGGGCCUCUGUUGCCCACGAUCGAGGACUCCUCGGAGGAGGAGGAGCUUAGAGAGGAGGAGGAGCUGCUGCGCGAGCAGGAGAAGAUGCGGGAGGUGGAGCAGCAGCGUAUCCGCAGCACAGCCCGCAAGACCCGGCGUGACAAGGAAGAGCUUCGGGCUCAGCGGCGACGCGAACGCUCCAAGACACCACCUAGUAACCUGUCACCCAUCGAAGAUGCAUCUCCCACAGAGGAGCUGAGGCAGGCAGCAGAGAUGGAGGAGCUACACCGCUCUUCCUGCUCCGAGUACUCCCCCUCCCCUUCCCUUGACUCAGAGACUGAGACCCUGGAUGGUGGCCCCACGCGACUCUACAAAUCGGGCAGCGAGUACAACCUGCCCGCCUUUAUGUCCCUCUACUCACCCACUGAGACACCUUCGGGCAGUUCCACCACGCCCAGUUCUGGACGGCCCCUAAAGAGCGCUGAGGAGGCCUAUGAGGAUAUGAUGAGAAAAGCCGAGCUGCUCCAGCGACAGCAGGGCCAGGUGGCAGGGGCUAGGGGGCCCCAUGGUGGCCCCGCUCAGCUCACAGGCCCCCGGGGGCACGGCUCUUUUGAAUAUCAAGACAUCCAAGACCAUGAUUAUGGCAGGGCUGCCCAGCCUGCUGCGGAAAGCACACCCGCAGGCCUCGGAGCAGCUGUCUACGAAGAGAUCCUUCAGACGUCACAGAGCAUAGCCCGCAUGCGGCAAGCCUCCUCGCGGGAUCUGGCUUUCACUGAGGACAAAAAGAAGGAGAAGCAAUUUCUGAACGCUGAGAGUGCAUACAUGGACCCAAUGAAACAAAAUGAUGGCCCACUGACCCCCGGCACUAGCCCUACCCAGCUCGCAGCUCCUGUGUCAUUCUCCACUUCUGCCUCCUCAGAUAGCAGUGGAGGCCGAGUUAUUCCCGAUGUUCGAGUCACUCAGCAUUUUGCAAAAGAGCCUCAGGAUCCUCUCAAGCUCCACAGCUCUCCUGGGUCCUCCAGCUUAGCCUCCAAGGAAGUAGGAAUGACCUUCUCCCAGGGCCCUGGGACUCCAGCCACCACGGUCAUGGCCCCUUGUCCAGCCAGCCUUCCCCGAGGGUAUAUGACGCCACCCUCUCCAGCUGGCUCAGAGCGUAUCCUGUCACCAUCUUCCACAGCACACAGCUAUGGACAGACCCCAACCACUGCUAACUAUGGGUCCCAAACGGAGGAGCUGCCCCAGGCUCCCAGUGGCCCUCCUGCAGGUGGACGGGCCCCCAGAGAGAAGCCUGUGAGUGGGGCUGAUGCUGAGGCUGGUGCCCCCCAGUCUUCUCGGGGAUAUUCUUACUUUACAGGUUCUAGCCCACCUCUGUCUCCAUCCACACCCUCAGAGAGCCCCACAUUCUCACCCGGCAAGCUGGGCCCAAGGGCCACAGCAGAGUUCUCUACACAGACACCAAGCCUAACACCUUCCUCGGACACUCCGCGGAGCCCUGGCACACCCUCCCCCAUGGUAGCCCAGGGCACACAGACACCACACCGACCGAGCACUCCUCGCUUGGUGUGGCAGCAGUCUUCCCAGGAGGCUCCUGUCAUGGUCAUCACGCUAGCGUCAGAUGCUUCUAGCCAGACCAGAACGGUACAUGCCAGUGCCUCUACUUCCCCACUGUGCUCACCUACUGACACUCAGCCCACCUCCCAUAGCUACAGCCAGACAACACCCCCAAGUGCAUCGCAAAUGCCGUCAGAACCAGCCGGGCCACCUGGUUUCCCACGAGCACCCAGUGCUGGUGCAGACGGACCCCUGGCACUGUACGGCUGGGGUGCCCUCCCCGCUGAAAACAUAUCCUUAUGCCGGAUCUCCUCUGUCCCUGGAACAUCUAGAGUGGAGCCAGGUCCCAGGCCCCCAGGCAGUGCAGUGGUGGACCUUCGCACAGCUGUCAAGCCCACGCCUAUUAUCCUCACGGACCAGGGUAUGGAUCUGACCUCUCUUGCGGUGGAAGCAAGGAAGUAUGGCCUUGCUCUGGAUCCAAUUCCAGGACGCCAGUCAACUGCUGUGCAGCCUUUGGUUAUCAACCUCAAUGCCCAAGAACAGACCCAUACCUUCCUGGCCACUGCCACGACUGUGAGCAUCACCAUGGCCUCAUCUGUGCUCAUGGCUCAGCAAAAGCAACCGGUGAUAUAUGGAGACCCUUUCCAGAGCCGCCUUGACUUUGGCCAGGGUUCAGGUAGCCCUGUAUGCCUGGCCCAGGUCAAACAAGUAGAGCAGGCUGUCCAGACAGCCCCAUACCGAGGUGGGCCCCGGGGAAGACCCAGGGAGGCCAAGUUUGCCAGGUAUAACCUUCCAAACCAGGUAGCACCUCUGGCCAGAAGGGACAUUUUGAUUACUCAGGUGGGCACCGCCCAGAGUGUUAGCCUCAAGCCAGGACCAGUGCCAGAGCCUGGUGGUGAACCCCACCGGGCUACACCUGCAGAGCUCCGGUCACAUGCUCUGCCGGGUGCCCGGAAGCCACACACGGUGGUGGUGCAGAUGGGAGAGGGCACAGCGGGCACCGUGACCACACUGCUCCCAGAAGAACCAGCAGGUGCCCUGGACCUCACCGGGAUGAGGCCCGAGAGCCAACUGGCAUGCUGUGACAUGGUCUACAAGUUUCCCUUUGGCAGUAGCUGCACUGGCACCUUCCAUCCUGCCCCCAGUGCACCUGACAAGAGUGUGGCAGAUGCUACCCUGCCCAGCCAAAGCAGUGGCCCCUUCUACAGUCCCAGAGACCCUGAGCCCCCUGAGCCCCUCACCUUCCGGGCACAGGGGGUGGUAGGACCUGGGCCCCAUGAAGAACAGAGGCCCUACCCACAGGGCCUGCCUGGAAGGUUAUAUUCCUCCAUGUCUGAUACCAAUUUGGCUGAAGCUGGCCUCAACUACCAUGCCCACAGGAUUGGGCAGCUCUUCCAGGGCCCUGGAAGAGAGUCAGCUGUGGACCUCAGCUCACUGAAGCACUCUUACAGCUUAGGUUUUGCAGACGGACGCUACUUAGGGCAGGGCUUACAGUACGGCUCAUUCACGGACCUGCGCCACCCCACAGACCUUCUAGCUCACCCACUUCCCAUGCGACGCUAUAGCUCAGUGUCGAACAUCUAUUCAGACCACCGGUAUGGCCCACGGGGAGAUGCAGUUGGCUUUCAGGAGGCCAGUCUGGCCCAGUACAGUGCCACCACAGCCCGAGAGAUCAGCCGUAUGUGUGCUGCCCUCAACUCCAUGGACCAGUAUGGCGGGCGGCACGGCAGUGGAAGUGGUGCACCUGACCUGGUGCAGUACCAGCCCCAGCAUGGGCCGGGACUCAAUGCCCCACAGGCUCUGGCUCCCCUCAGAUCUGGCCUCCUUGGCAACCCCACCUACCCAGAGGGGCAGCCAAGCCCUGGGAACCUUGCUCAGUAUGCGCCUGCAGCAAGCCAGGGAACCACAGUCAGACAGCUGCUCCCAUCCACAGCAACGGUGCGUGCAGCCGAUGGCAUGAUCUACUCAACUAUCAAUACCCCAAUUGCUGCAACCCUGCCCAUCACCACCCAGCCUGCCUCAGUACUGAGGCCCAUGGUGCGUGGUGGCAUGUACAGGCCUUAUGUAUCUGGUGGAGUCACGGCUGUGCCCCUCACAAGCCUGACCCGUGUGCCCAUGAUUGCUCCUCGGGUACCUCUUGGACCAGCAGGGCUAUACCGAUAUCCUGCACCAAGUCGAUUCCCUGUGGCUUCUAGCAUCCCACCUGCUGAAGGGCCUGUUUAUCUGGGAAAGCCUGCUGCUGCCAAGACCUCAGGGGCAGGGGGCCCGCCAAGGCCAGAGCUACCAGCAGGGGCUGCUCGUGAAGAACCUCUCUCCACAACUGCCCCUGCUGUCAUCAAGGAAGCCCCAGUAGCCCCUACCCCGGCCCCCGCACCUGGCCAGAAGCCACCAGUAGAUGCUGCUGCUGUAGGGGGUGGCAGUGGAGUCCUCAGCCGACCUGGGGCUGAGAAGGAGGAAGCAUCUCAGGAGGAACGGCAGCGGAAGCAACAGGAGCAGCUGUUGCAGCUGGAGCGGGAGCGGGUGGAGUUGGAAAAACUGCGACAGUUGCGGCUGCAGGAGGAGCUGGAGCGAGAAAGAGUAGAACUGCAGCGGCACCGUGAGGAAGAACAGCUGCUGGUGCAGCGAGAGUUGCAGGAGCUGCAGACCAUCAAGCAACACGUGCUGCAGCAGCAGCAAGAAGAACGCCAGGCUCAGUUUGCACUGCAGCGGGAGCAGCUGGCACAGCAGCGGCUGCAGCUGGAGCAGAUCCAGCAACUGCAGCAGCAGCUGCAGCAGCAGCUAGAGGAACAGAAACAGCGGCAGAAGGCCCCUUUUCCUCCAACCUGUGAAGCACCUAGCCGAGGGCCUCCAGCAGCUGCUACCGAGCUGGCCCAGAAUGGCCAGUACUGGCCACCAUUGACCCACCCAGCCUUCAUUGCCAUGGCAGGCACUGAAGGACCUGGGCAACCUCGUGAGCCAGUACUGCACCGGGGCCUCCCCAGCUCUGCCUCAGACAUGUCACUGCAAACUGAGGAGCAGUGGGAGGCAGGCCGCAGUGGCAUCAAGAAACGUCACUCAAUGCCACGCCUGAGAGAUGCCUGUGAGGCAGAGUCAGGACCCGAACCCUGCACGGUCAGGAGGAUUGCAGACAGCAGCGUUCAGACAGAUGAGGAGGAGGGUGAGGGCCGCUACAUUCUGACCCGGAGGCGCAGGACACGGCGCAGCACUGACUGUAGUGUGCAGACAGAUGACGAGGACAAUGCGGAAUGGGAGCAGCCUGUGCGCCGCCGCAGGCCUCGUCUUUCCCGCCACUCAGACUCAGGUUCUGACAGCAAGCAUGAUGCCACUGCCUCAUCCGCUGCUGCCACCACUGCAAGGGCCAUGAGCAGCGUAGGCAUCCAGACCAUUAGUGACUGCUCCGUACAGACGGAGCCUGACCAGCUGCCCAGGGUCUCUCCAGCCAUCCACAUCACUGCUGCCACAGACCCCAAGGUGGAGAUAGUCAGAUACAUAUCAGCCCCAGAAAAGACUGGGCGUGGGGAGAGUCUGGCCUGCCAGACAGAACCAGAUGGGCAGGCCCAGGGUGUAGCUGGGCCGCAGCUUAUAGGACCAACUGCCAUCAGCCCCUACCUGCCUGGCAUCCAGAUAGUCACCCCAGGACCCCUAGGCAGAUUUGAGAAGAAGAAGCCGGAUCCUCUGGAGAUUGGGUACCAGGCCCACCUGCCUCCGGAGUCCCUCUCACAGCUUGUGAGCCGCCAGCCUCCUAAGUCUCCACAAGUGCUCUACUCGCCAGUGUCGCCCCUGUCCCCACACCGGCUCCUGGACACCUCGUUUGCUUCCAGUGAGAGGCUGAACAAGGCUCAUGUGAGUCCCCAGAAGCACUUCAUCCCUGACAGCACUCUUCGCCAGCAGACCCUGCCUCGCCCCAUGAAGACCCUGCAGCGGUCCUUGUCUGACCCUAAGCCCCUCAGCCCCACCGCAGAGGAGUCCGCCAAAGAGAGAUUCUCCCUCUACCAGCACCAGGGGGGACUAGGUAGCCAGGUGUCGGCGCUACCACCCAACGGCCUGGUCCGCAAGGUGAAGCGGACACUGCCCAGCCCCCCUCCAGAGGAAGCUCACCUUCCCCUGGCUGGCCAGGUGCCCUCACAGUUGUAUGCAGCCAGUCUGCUGCAGCGAGGGUUGGCGGGGCCCACCACCGUCCCUGCUACCAAGGCCAGCCUGCUCCGGGAGCUGGACCGGGACCUGCGGCUGGUGGAGCAUGAGUCCACCAAGCUGCGCAAGAAGCAGGCGGAGUUGGACGAGGAGGAGAAGGAGAUUGAUGCCAAGCUCAAGUACCUAGAGCUGGGCAUCACCCAGCGCAAAGAGUCUUUGGCCAAAGACCGGGGUGGCCGUGACUAUCCACCUUUACGUGGCCUUGGUGAGCAUCGGGACUACCUGUCUGACAGCGAGCUCAACCAACUGAGGCUCCAGGGUUGUACCACGCCCGCUGGCCAGUAUGUGGACUACCCUGCCUCUGCUGCUGUGCCUGCCACCCCCUCUGGCCCCACUGCCUUCCAACAGCCCCGCUUCCCACCUGCAGCCCCACAGUACCCUGCAGGCGGUAGUGGACCAACUCAGAAUGGAUUUCCAGCCCACCAGGCACCCACCUACACUGGCCCUAGCACAUACCCAGCUCCUACUUUCCCUCCUGGAACCAGUUAUCCUGCUGAGUCUGGCCUGCCAAGCCAGCAGGCUUUCCACCCCACAGGCCAUUAUGCAGCCCCAACUCCCAUGCCAACCACACAGAGCACCCUUUAUCCAGCCCAAGCUGACAGUCGUGCCCCGCUCCAGAAGCCACGUCAGACCUCACUAGCUGACUUGGAGCAGAAGGUACCCACCAAUUAUGAGGUGAUCACCAGCCCUGCUGUAACCAUGUCAUCAGCCCCCUCUGAAACCAGCUACAGCGGUCCAGCAGUGAGCAGCAGCUAUGAGCAAGGGAAAGCCCCAGAGCUUCCCCGGGGCAGUGACCGAAUCAGUGUGAGCCAGAGCCCAGCCCCUACUUAUCCCUCCGACUCCCAUUACACCAGUCUGGAGCAGAAUGUUCCUCGAAACUAUGUGAUGAUUGAUGACAUCAGUGAGCUGACGAAGGACAGCACCCCCACUGCCACAGAUAGCCAACGGCUGGAGCCUUUGGGGCCAGGUGGAGUCAGUGGGCGUCCUGGGAAAGAGCCUGGAGAACCAGCUUCCCUUGAGGGACCCACACUGCCCUGCUGCUAUGGCAGAGGUGAGGAGGAAUCUGAGGAGGACUCAUAUGACCCCCGUGGGAAAUCGGGUCAUCACCGGAGCAUAGAGAGCAAUGGCCGACCAGCUGGCACCCACUAUUAUGGCGACAGUGACUACAGACAUGGGGCUCGAGCCGAGAAGUAUGGUCCAGGGCCCAUGGGGCCCAAGCAUCCUUCUAAGAGUCUGGCCCCAGCUGCCAUCUCCUCAAAGCGUAGCAAGCACCGGAAGCAAGGCAUGGAACAGAAGAUCUCCAAGUUCUCACCCAUUGAGGAGGCCAAGGAUGUGGAGUCAGACCUGGCCUCCUAUCCUACACCCACUGUGAGCAGCAGCCUGACCUCUCGGGGCAGAAAGUUCCAGGAUGAAAUCACCUAUGGGCUCAAGAAGAAUGUGUAUGAACAGCAGAGGUACUACGGGGUGUCCAGCCGGGAUGCCGCAGAGGAGGACGACCGCAUGUAUGGUGGGAGCAGCCGGUCCCGGGUGGCAUCUGCAUACAGUGGGGAGAAGCUGUCUAGCCACGAUUUCAGUGGCAGAGGCAAAGGGUAUGAACGGGAACGGGAGGCUGUGGAAAGACUUCAAAAGGCGGGCCCCAAGCCCUCAUCCCUGAGCAUGGCCCACGGCCGGGCACGACCCCCCAUGAGGAGCCAGGCCUCUGAAGAGGAGAGCCCUGUCAGCCCCUUAGGGCGGCCCCGCCCUGCAGGGGGCACUCUUCCUCCUGGGGAUACCUGCCCACAGUUCUGCUCCAGCCACUCCAUGCCUGACGUCCAGGAACAUGUCAAGGAUGGACCACGGGCCCACGCAUAUAAGCGUGAAGAAGGCUACAUUCUGGAUGAUUCCCACUGCGUGGUUUCUGACAGUGAAGCGUAUCACCUGGGCCAGGAGGAGACAGAUUGGUUUGAUAAGCCCCGAGAUGCCCGCUCCGACCGGUUCAGGCACCAUGGGGGUCAUGCAGUCUCCUCCUCCCAGAAGCGAGGCCCUGCCAGGCACAGCUACCAUGACUAUGAUGAGCCCCCUGAGGAAAGCCUGUGGCCUCAUGAUGAGGGCGGUCCAGGCCGCCAUGCCUCAGCUAAGGAACACCGGCACCACAGUGACCACGGGAGGCACUCAGGCCGCCAUGCUGGUGAGGAACCAGGACGGCGUGCUGCUAAACCACAUGCUCGGGACAUGGGUCGCCACGAGACCCGGCCUCACCCUCAGGCCAGCCCUGCCCCUGCCAUGCAGAAGAAGGGUCAGCCUGGGUACCCCAGCUCUGCUGACUACUCACAGCCUUCCCGUGCUCCGUCAGCAUACCACCAUGCCUCCGAGAGCAAGAAGGGCUCCCGGCAGACCCACUCGGGGCCCACUGCAAUGCAGCCAAAGGCAGAACCCCAGUCACAGCCACAGAUGCAGGCUCGGCAGGCAGCUCCAGGACCACAACAGACACAGUCACCAUCGUCCAGGCAGAUGCCCCCAGGCACGGCAUCCCGCCAAUCACAGAUGCAGCAGCAGCAGCAACAGCAGCCACAGCAACAGCAAGGUGUGGGGCAGCAAGCUCCACAGCAGACUCCAUCACAGGCUCGGCUGCAGCAACAGAGCCAGCCAACCACCCGGGGCUCAGCCCCUGCUGCCAGUCAGCCAGCAGGGAAACCUCAGCCAGGCCCUACCACAGCCCCAGGGCCCCAGCCAGCAGGACUGCCACGUGCAGAACAGGCAAGCAGCUCCAAAGCGGCAGCCAAAGCGCCCCAACAGGGGAGAGCUCCUCAGGCCCAGCCAGCUCCAGGACCUGGACCCACAGGGGUGAAACCUGGAUCCAGGCCUGGAGGGACCCCAGGAGCGUCCGCUGGUCAGACAGGGGCAGAUGGGGAGAGUGUAUUCUCCAAGAUCCUCCCUGGUGGGGCAGCAGAGCAAGCUGGGAAGCUGACAGAAGCUGUCUCUGCUUUUGGCAAAAAAUUUUCCUCGUUCUGGUGAUUGUGUCCAGAAGGGCUCCUGAAGAUCUGAAGAAAGAUGAUAUCAUUGCUGUGGAAAAAUCUCUGGAGUCAAAGGCCUGGGCGCAGCUCUGGACUCUGCGUAUAACAGUGAGUGUCAGGGGCAGCUUAUGGUACCUGAAAUGUGGGUGAAG